AUGAUAUCUGGUAAAAUCGCCAAACAGCCGACAAAAAUGCUUAUUGAUUCAGGUGCAUCGUUAACAUUGAUUAAUUCAAGCUUAUUUAAUCGAUUACCCUACCACAUUCGUCAACGUGUUGAAUACCAAACGGGAAAUUUGCAAUUACAUUUAGCUAGGGAUGUACCGAGACCGAGACAAAACCGAGAGUCUCGGUCUCGUUGGUCUCGGUCUCGAUCUGUCUCGGUCUCGGUCUCGAUCUGUCUCGGUCUCGGUCUCGAUCUGUCUCGGUCUCGGUCGUCUCGGUCUCGGUCACAGUUUGAUCUUUCUUAUUUUUAG
Molecule: messenger RNA, 318 nt
Organism: Rotaria socialis
Lineage: Eukaryota; Metazoa; Rotifera; Eurotatoria; Philodinida; Philodinidae
Source: the annotation of a GenBank genome assembly